UCACGUGUCUGCCACACAAUGCGCAUCAUUGAUCUAGCGCUGUUCCGACCGGACCGAUCUUAUUUGCUCAUCUGUAGAUGAGUCAACAUCCGUCAAUGAUCUGAAGAAUCUCGGCAUAUGACCUUCAAUCUGUGCUGUUUUCUAUCAGGGACAUGGAGGAGAUGGUGAAUGAGGGUCGGUCUGUGGUCAAGGGUGGUCUCAAGAGCUGGCGCUGGAGUAAAACUCUCAAGAGCAGCAGACAUGAUCCUUCACUUUCACCCAACUCUGAGUUCAAGGCCAGUUUGGAAGUUAUUAUAUCUCAGAAGCCGGCACCUGAGUCCAUCCACUGUUCAAGUGAAGCGCAUAUUAGACACAAGGCUUGUGUGAAGAAUGUGCUGUGUGCUGGCCAAGCCCUAAGGAAUGCUUUCUUAUCCAAUGACAAGGAUAACUGGAAAGCUCAUAUUAAACUGGCAAGAAUCAUCAGGAGAACAUAUAUUGGUCUGGAGCUGGUGGAGUGGUUGAUGGAUCACUGUGAAUUCAUACAAAACAGGGGAAUCGCUUCCAAAAUGUGGAACAUUCUCCUGGACAUGGGCAUUCUGCUCUCAGUGGAGCAGCAAGACGUGUUUGAGGACUCCAGGUCGUUGUACCAGUUCACUUUUGAGGAAUGUGAGGCCCAGAGCUGCGAUUUCAGAAAUCAGGCCAAUUGGCGGAGUGCAGUGCAUCUGCUCCUACAGCUGGCACCUCAAGGGCAGCUCCGCGGUGGUUCCCGCAUACGCUAUAAAGAAGAAGAUACCCAAAAGACAUCAGAGGUUUUUAAUACAGUUCUUCAAAAGAGAGCGUUGGAGCAUCUCACUUCAACGGUGCAGCAGGAACUUCUCACAGCUCUGGCUCGCAAGGCACAAACUAAAUCAAUUGAGGAGAACAGAACAGAGACCCCUCCACCUUCUAGCUGUGCUGGGCUCACGACGGGCCCUGUGGCUGGUGUACGUGACAGAGAGGACAUCAGCCGAUUGGAGCUGGUACAGAGACUGGCCAAGGACGGAUGUCGCCUGCUACACAGCCCAGUGAGAGCUACGGAGCGUCCCACUGAGCCCCCCGGUGACGCAGCAGUCCGUGUGUGCGAGAGAGAGAGGACCCGCGAGGUGCUGCUAUCUCAGAGAACGACGUCACCGAGAGCCCCCCCCACCCGCUCCUUCUCAACCAGGAGGUACGCCGCUGUGCCUGCCACCCCCGAGAAGGUUCUGGACCAUCUGUUGGAUCAACUGAGGAUGGACGAAGAGCAAAGGAACCCACAGAGCAGAGAAACAGAGAUUCUCGUGGAUGACUUUCUGCUGACGUACCCUGUGUUCAUGUCCACCAGUGACCUCUGCCAGGCACUACUUGGUCACUAUUGUUCAAAAAAAGGACGACUGAAAGAGGAGGCCAGAGAGACUUUGCUCAGGAAAAGGAAAGUGCUGCACCUGCUGUCCCAAUGGAGCUCACUGUGCACGGACCUGCUUCAGGAUGACGAACAUGCAAAACUAUUCCUCAAGACCCUCUACCGAUAUGUUCUAGAUGAUCUUUAUGAGUUUCCCUCGCUGGAGAAGGACAUCAAAGAACUUCAGAAACUUCUACGGAUGCAGCGUAGACAUACGGUAACGUUAGAUGAAUACUCGCCGCAGAGGAAGAAUAAAGCUCUCGUCCAUCAGUUGAGUCUGAGGGAGAACUGGCACCCCGUGAGAGGAUCUCACAGAGAGAGAAAAGAAGUGCUGUGUCGUGUGUACAUGACUGUAGACUCAUAUGUGAGCGUGAGGACACAUAGUGAGGUGUCUGUGCAGGAGUUGCUGAGGACUGUGGCAGAAAGACUCGACUGCGCAGAGGACGACAUGGUGCUGGUCGCCAUCACGUAUUCUGAAGACAAAGUUCUGCUUCAGUCAGAACAGUGUGUGUUCUCCGCUUCACUCAGUUCUGCUGACAGGCUGCACGUCUGUAGAAGGGAUCUGACUGAGAUCAUGAGUCCCUGUACUGAUAAUGGACAGCAGCGCUCGAUAAAGAUGCUCAGCAUGAACACAUGGGAUGUAGCCGUGUCUCUAACUAACUGUGACUGGAGUCUCUUCAGUAACAUCCAUGAGCAAGAGCUGGUGUAUUUCACUCUGAGCCGUGAUGCCAGCGGCGGCCAAACGGUGGCGCUGGAGCAGUUGCUGCAGCGCUGUAAUGAGACUCAGCAGUGGGUGAUGACUGAGGUGCUGCUGUGUCCAAUCCCAUGCAAACGUGUGCAGCUCUUCAAGAAAUACAUCAAAAUAGCCGCACACUGUAAAGCACAGAGGAACCUGAACUCAUUCUUUGCCAUCAUUAUGGGGUUGAAUAGUCCAGCCGUCAGUCGACUCACUCAGACGUGGGAGAAAGUCCCUGGGAAGUUCAGGAAGUUAUUCUCCGAGCUGGAGAGCCUGACAGACCCUUCUAUGAACCACAAAGCCUACAGAGACGCCUUCAAGAAGAUGAAGUCUCCCAAAAUCCCUUUCAUACCUCUACUUCUGAAAGAUAUUACCUUCAUUCAUGAGGGCAACAAAACCUUUCUGGACAACCUGGUUAACUUUGAUAAGCUACACAUGAUAGCAGACACAGUGCGAAUCAUCAGGCAGUGUCGGACAGAUAACAUGGGAAACAUGUUGUCCCAGAAAGACAGCGCAGAGGUGAGAACAUACAUCAAUUACCUGCACGUCAUUGACAAUCAACAAACUCUCUUUGAGCUCUCACACAGACUGGAGCCCAGGACAUAAAACUGCUGAGACACAGGACAACAUCCAUCCUUUAACUCAAGACUGUGAUGGAUACCUCAUGUUGCUAUGCGGUGUGUUAUCCACUAGGGGGAGACACGCAGAGAUCAUAGGAAGAGAAUAUCACACGCCAAAGAAAUCAAUCUGUCUGCAAGUUCAGUGAGAAACCCAUCAUGCAAAACUGUGAAUCAUAAAAGGGAAGUUUGAAUUAGUGUCAUGGUGGAAACAGAACAAUGAUACAGUAUUCAAUGUUUCAAUAAGAACACAUCAUGUUUAGGGUGUAACAUGUUGUUAUGUACGGCUUGCUUUCACAUAGAUCAGAACAGAUGUCUAGUUGUUUGAGCCAAAAACAUAGUAGUUUGAAAUUAACUUAAUAAGAGGACGUUUUAGUGAAUGCCUAUUGCGAAAAGGCAAACACAUCCUCAUUCAUAUUUUGUGCGAUUAGUAUGAUUGUGCAAAAUACAAAACAAUGUGAUGUGCUUUUAGGUUAAGGUCAACUGUUUGAAAUAUUUAUAGACAAUCAGAAUAAUAUGCCUACUGUAAGCAUCCGCUACCACAAGCAAUGGCAGAACUUUCUUUUAAAGCUGUAGUGGGCAUUGGGACUUACGUGAACUAUUAGGACAUCUUAAUUCAAACCUUAUAAGAAUGCACAUCUUAGACAUACUGCGGAUAACAAAUCAUAAUUUAGUUUGCAGACUAUAAAAGAAAUAAUUUCACACACUUUAGGACUUGCUCUAUUAAAAUGUCUUACAGCUUGGCUCAGAUAACUGUGAACAGCGGUUCUACAGAGACCUUUGUUAAGAGGUGCUUGAAAAAGCAUAUGUAUAGAUUUUGUUUAUAAGUUGUGCUUUGAGUUGUGAGCAUAUUUAUUUAGCAAUAUAUUUGUUCGGAUAGGAACAUAACACAUUUUAAGCAUAAAGAGAAGAUGUAAAUGUGUUCAGAAGGUCUGCAGGAUUUGGCAACGCCAUUGAUGGACCUAUCUGAUUUAAAACCGCAAAUGCACAAACAGCAUUUUUUUUUAUAAAUAAUACUAAAAACAGGCCAUAAAGCAAUAGUGAGGUGUACGUCACCUCCUGAAACAUAAUUUAGCAGACUGUAGCUGCUGUUUGCACUAGUUUUCUUUAUUUCGAUUAAAGAAAAAUGAAUCCUG
Molecule: messenger RNA, 3885 nt
Organism: Triplophysa dalaica
Lineage: Eukaryota; Metazoa; Chordata; Actinopteri; Cypriniformes; Nemacheilidae
Gene: rapgef5b
Product: Rap guanine nucleotide exchange factor (GEF) 5b
Exons: 26
Coding region: 153-2738 (861 amino acids)
Biological process (GO): Ras protein signal transduction; positive regulation of GTPase activity
Cellular component (GO): plasma membrane
Molecular function (GO): guanyl-nucleotide exchange factor activity
Source: RefSeq, a predicted model, not a curated record